AUGCUGUUAUCCUCACUGCUCAAAGCAACCAUUUGCCUCAUUUGGCCCGCUUCGGAAUGGACACCAUGUGGACAGAAACCAGCCAGCGCGAUCCCGUCGCUCCUCGAUGCUACACUCGACGAUCUCAGCCACGGUCUGAAUAAUGGAAUUUUCACCAGCGUCGACCUCGUGAACGCUUACAUCGCGCGCAUAGAAGAGACUACACCGACUCUCAACGCCGUCACUGAGAUCAACCCGGAUGCCGUCUCCAUCGCCGAAACUCUGGACCUCAUCCGCCGACAAGGCGGACCGCUCCUCGGCCCUUUACACGGCGUCCCCGUAUUGAUCAAGGACAACAUUGCAACGGCAGAUAAAAUGAACAACACGGCCGGCUCUUACGCUUUGCUGGGUGCUAGAGUCUACGAGGACAGCACCGUCGCCGCCAAGCUCCGGAAAGCGGGGGCGAUUCUGCUCGGCAAGGCACACCUGUCGCAGUGGGCCGAAUGCCGGAGCUCCAAUUCGAGCAAUGGGUGGUCAACGUAUGGUGGUCAGACCCUGGGCGCGUAUUACCCCUUUCAAGAUCCAUCGGGUUCGUCGGGGGGCAGCGGCGUCGCGUCGUCAGUCGGUCUCGCGUGGGCGUCUCUUGGGACUGAGACAGCCGGCUCCAUUCUAUUGCCCAGUGACGUCAAUAACGUCGUAGGUAUCAAGCCCACUCUUGGUCUCACCUCACGGUACCUCGUCGUACCAAUUUCGGAGCACCAAGAUGUUGUUGGACCAAUUGCUCGGACUGUGAAAGAUGCUGCUCAUCUCCUGGGAGCCAUCGCCGGGGCAGAUCCCAACGAUAACUACACGUCGGCAUUCCCUUUCCAGAAGACCCCGGACUACGCCGCGGCAUGCCUGGAAGGAGGACUGUUGGGCAAGAGAUUGGGAAUCCCACGCCAUGUCCUGCACGACUCCCGAGGCGCCCCUCCCUCCAACUACUCCGUGACGGUAUUCGACUCGGCCGUCGACAUUCUCAGGUCCGCCGGUGCGGAGAUCAUCGACAACAUUGUUCUACCAGGAUACAACGUGACCGAGAUCUCACCGCUCCUCACCAAGAGCUUUCACGCAGAUUUCGCCGUUGCCAUAGAAAGGUACUUCGGACAAUUGAAGUACAACCCGUAUAACAUCACCACGCUUCGUGAGCUCCGGGAUUGGACUCAGCACGACCCCCGAGAGCAGUGGCCGGAGAAGAACACGCUCUCGUGGGACAACAACCUGGCAGAAGGUCUACGUAACACAGAUCCGGAAUUUUGGGAUGUCCAUCUCCGGCUUCUGUACCUGACUGGGCCCCAAGGAUACGCUGGAGCUCUCAAGAACCAUUCCCUAGACGCGAUAGUAAUACCGACGGCGUUCGCUGUGAUGAAUGCUGCCAUAUCCGGCACCCCGGUGAUAUCGGUUCCAUUUGGAAGACAUCCGGACAACACUGCAAUUAUCAAAGACAAGACUGGGACGCUCAACGCCGUUGCCCCCAACUUGCCUUUUGGCGUUGGUUUUGCGGGGGCUCCGUUCAGUGAAGAAACACUGAUCAGCAUCGCGUAUGCCUUUGAGCAGAAGGUUCAGGCUCGGAAGGCCAUCAAGCCUUACAUCCAGCCCAAAACCGACUUAGAGGACACAGUCAAACUUAGAGCUGAGGGCGCCGGCCACGAGUAUAUCCCCCUCCCAGAGGGCGAGAACGCAACGGUUGCCGAUUUCCAUUCAAUCCGAACAAAGACAACAGACUCACCUGCCCACUUCACCUCCGGGUUCUAUAAGAUUGUCGCAGGACCCGCUCGUCCCGCACACUACAACUUCGAGGAGACCAAGUACGUUCUCAAUGGUCAGAUUGACAUCUUGGAUGAGGCUACUGGAAUCACCCACCAUCUAGUCCCUGGAGACUUUGCUUUCUUUCACGUCGGAUCUAAGGUCAAGUUCUCUACUAAGUCAGAAGGCCUUGCUUUCUACGCCGUAACCCGGCCCGUUAGAGUUCCCCACCCGAACUUGAAGGGCCGUGAGGAGGAAACAAAGUCCAAGUUGUAA
Colletotrichum phormii is the source of this 2037-nucleotide messenger RNA. RefSeq names its product amidase signature domain-containing protein. The transcript is spliced from 5 exons. The coding region runs from base 1 to 2037 and encodes 678 amino acids. NCBI's taxonomy places the organism in Eukaryota, Fungi, Ascomycota, Sordariomycetes, Glomerellales, Glomerellaceae. The record is from RefSeq and is a predicted model, not a curated record.